Messenger RNA from Fonsecaea monophora, 1488 nucleotides. RefSeq lists its product as hypothetical. The transcript has 3 exons. The record is from RefSeq and is a predicted model, not a curated record. NCBI's taxonomy places the organism in Eukaryota, Fungi, Ascomycota, Eurotiomycetes, Chaetothyriales, Herpotrichiellaceae. The coding region runs from base 1 to 1488 and encodes 495 amino acids.
AUGGAGAACAUAUCACUCGACAAUGUUCGAGAGAACUUCAGUUUCCGGGCCGAAGACGUGCAAAUCAAUGGGUCUAGAUCGAAGCAGGGCGUGGCUAACUUUCUAGGUAUCCCCUACGCCCAGUUUCCUGCUCGAUUCCGAACAGCCGGGCGGGUCGACCUUGGUCUCCUCGAUGGACAGCUGGAUGCAUCUCGAUAUGGACCUCGCUGUCCACAAAAGACCGACAACAUCCACCCUAUGAUGCACCACAUGUUUGAGAAAUUGUCAAUGUCUCAGAGUCUGUGGGUGUUGCGGAGCACUCCAGAUUGCCGGUGUUUGUAUGGAUACACGGAUGACAACCACCUUGUGAGAAGGUCCAUGGAUCUUGGGAGGCCGAUCGUCAUUGUGACUCUCAAUUACCGGCUGAACGUUUUUGGCUUUUUGAGCUCGAGGGAGAUUAUACAAGAAGCAAAGCCGCUUGGUGAAGUUCCCAUUCUGAAUCAAGGCCUUAAUGACCAGCGUAUCGGGCUUGAGUGGAUUCAGAAGUCGAUUCAUCACUUUGGUGGAGACGCGUCAAACGUCACUCUGUCCGGCGAGUCUGCCGGGGCUGCAUCAGUCUGUUGCUAUUUGAAAGGUGGCCACGCGCUUUUCCAUCAGGCCCUGAUCCAAUCCAGCCCCAAGCCACGCUUGAGGUCGCUUGAGGAGGCACAGGCUACCUUCGAUCAACUUGUCGAAUCGGCAGGCAUAGCAAAAGAUGCGUCAGACGCUGAGAAACUGGCGAGGCUGCGGGCUUUGUCGGCAGGUCGACUUGUCGAGUUGUUCGAUGGCAGCGUUUCAUUGCCCAUCGAGGAUCCCAACUGGUUUGAGUUGACCACCUCUUGGGAUAGUGUGCCACAGUGGUGUUCGAGGAUCAUCAUGGGCCACACAAAGGACGAAGCAGCACUCUUUCUGACACCAUUUCAGAAUCUGCCGGAUGCAGUGCUUGCGGAGCAUGUGCGCAAACUUGCCCCGGAGCUGGCGGGGGAGGCCCUGUUCUCUGGUGGUCAUGAUGCUUUACAGACCCUUACGGAAUGGGCGACUGAAGAGACAUUUGUACGACCGACGAUGGAUAUGCUCUCGGACGCCGCAGAGCAGGGCACCACCGUCUACGCAUAUGAAAUCUCCGUCGUUGAUCCUUUCCCGGGUCCUCUGCAUGGGUACGCGUGGCACUCGUUUGGGGUUCCAUUGACCUUUUACGAGCCUUCGGCCCGAGUUUAUCCCCAGAUCAAAGCGACACAGGAUAAAAUGUCCGAGGCGUAUGUCGCUUUCUUUCACGGUCUCGAGCCAUGGGAGGCGUUUAACGUUGCAAAGCGAAAGAUGUGCUGGGACGGUGAACAGACUCGCUUGGUGGACUGUUCGGUGGUGGAAACGAGGGACAAAGAGGACAAGACGCCGGAUCUGCCGUGCAGGACAUCUGCAGAGGCGGGCAUGGGGAUUAUCGCUGCGGCCUUGAAGAUGCAGACGUCUUAG